GCUUGAUCCAUCAGCUUCAUUUCACUUUCCUACACCUCCACCCUCGAGUCUUCCAACAUUGUUGAAGCUUCGGAAGAAUCGCCAUUGUCACGCGAUAUCGUUGCGACUCUCUAAAAUUACGUACCGUUGUCAUCUGCAUCAGCGCACCACGUCGCGUCUGCAACCGCAUCAACCAUGCCCGAGGAGAUUAAGGAAGGCGACCAGGUCAGCUGGCAGUGGAGCGGUGGCCGCCCAGGCGGUGAAGCAGCCGAAGUCAAGGAGCAAGGGGAGAUGAAAAUUACUACCAAGAAAGGCAACGAGGUCAAGAAAAACGCCGACCCAGAGAACCCAGCCGUCAAGAUCAAGCGCAGCGGCCAAGACGUGGUGAAGAAGGCUUCCGAGCUCGACGUCGAAGAAUCAAGCGGCAAGAAGGACGGCGGCGACGGCAAGACUGACGAGAAGGAUGAGCCGAACGGUGAGAAGGAAGAUGAGGAGAAGGAAGCACAGGCUGGCGACAAGCGCAAGGCUGACGACAAGGAGGCUGAGGAGCCCAAGGAGAACGGCGAGAAGGCACCACCAAAGAAGAAGGGCCGACCAGCGAAGAAGGAAGCCAACGGCGACAAGGCUCCUAAGGCUAAGGCUGAGCCGAAGAAGAAGCGUGAGCCGAAGAAGGCUGCGACGGAGUCCGGCGAGCCACGUCGGUCUGGUCGGCACGCCUCGAAGUAGAGGCUUCAACCGUAGCCUAGCCCUAUGCGUGAGCAGGCAUUUCCAGUGUCUUAGCAAGUGGCGCAGCGAGUAUCCGCGGCUUCGGAGAAGCUCUCUGCGGAGGGUUACCGAAGCGCGUGCGCAUUUAUCGGAAGGUAGGAGGACUGCGAGGUUCGCAGGUGGGUGUGCUUGUCUCGAACGGGUGAAUGUGUGCACUGGGACUGUACAGUAGCAUUGGAUUUGGGGAGUUCUAUGCAGUUUAUGUCAUGACUGACUAUGGACAUGUCCGUAGCAGAAUUUCCUAUACACCCUACCACUGAGUAAAAG
Messenger RNA from Baudoinia panamericana UAMH 10762, 1011 nucleotides. RefSeq lists its product as uncharacterized. The transcript has 4 exons. The coding region runs from base 175 to 705 and encodes 176 amino acids. The record is from RefSeq and is a predicted model, not a curated record. NCBI's taxonomy places the organism in Eukaryota, Fungi, Ascomycota, Dothideomycetes, Mycosphaerellales, Teratosphaeriaceae.